AUGUCGUUUCGUGCACUGACUGUUAAGAGAGAAAAUAUCGAAAUUAAAACAGAGCUUACCACCGCUUUCUACAAUUUUUUUUUUUGUAAAAAAUUUUAUUUUAUUAUGAUUUCUUCAAAUGACUUAGAACUUGUUAAUUUUUUUAUAUUUAAUCCGAAAUACGGGCAAAGGGAAGGAGAGGAAUACAAAAAAAUUUUGUUUUACUAUCCAAAUGAAACAAAUAAAGACGUUCAGUUAAAAAAUGCUGGUUUAUGCGAGGCUCUAAUUAAAUUUACUGAAUCUUUUAAGCCUGAUAAACCUUGUCAAAAUUUUCAUACGAAAAAAUCAAAACAAUUCUUUUUCGAAGCUGAAAAAGAAUUUUGGCUUGUCAUGACAAUUGGAGCUCCAGUCCAAGAAAUAAAUAAUGAUGAUAAUUGUUCCAAAGAAAAAAGUGAUUCGAUUCAAGAAAAUGUAUUUGAUUCAAUAUUAAAAAAAUGUUAUAAAAUAUUUAAAUUAUUUUAUGGUAGUUUCAAUUCAAUUUUGUCAUCAUCUGAUGAUGGUUUAAAUAUUUUAAAACAAAAAUUAUCAAAAUUUUACGACAGUUAUUUAUCAGAGUUGAAAAUUGCUAACUGUGAUAUAUUAGAUGUAUUUCAAGGAAUGUCUUAUUUGCCAUUAAGAAAAGAACCUUUUUUACAUGUGCAAUGUUUUGUUAAUCUAGUUGAAACCAAAUUUAAAUUUGUUAAACAUUCUGCUUUCUUAUUUAACGAUCAACUAAUUUGGAGUGGAAUUUGUCCUGAAGAUAUGCAAAUAAUUUAUCAUUAUUUAAUAUUUAAAUUACUUCCACCUGAAAUAGAUUUAGAAGUCCAAGAUGGUUUCUUAUUUAAGGAACUUGAUUCCGAAGUGUACAGUCAUUAUAAUACCAGGAGUUUAGUUACAAAAUCGUUUAAGUUUAAAAAUCCAAAAAUUAAUGCUGAAAUGAUUCCUAAAGUUUAUUUAACUAGUGAUAAUAAUGUAGAAAUAUUUUAUUUUCUCGUAUAUCAGUAUUUAAGUGCAACAUUAUGUUUAUUUAUCGAAGAAACAAGCGAUUUAAGCAUAGAUAUUUUUAGAAAUUUAGAUUCAUAUUUGUCAAAUUAUUUAUCGCCUUUAGUCACGGAAAUAGCUGAACACUGUCAGAAAAACACAUCCAUAACUUCUUCAUCUAGCGAAGGAAGUCCAAAAGUAUUGUAUUUUAAUAAAUUAAAUUUAGCUCAAAAAAGUACAAUGCAUUUACAAAGUAGAAGAAAUGUUAGUAAAAAUGUUCCUGGGGAUAUAUUAAAAAUGAUUUCAGAUUUAAAUAUUGAAAAUUCUGAAGAAAAUGCAUAUGGGGAAGUUAUAUGUCAAACUUUAAAUGAUUGUUGGCUAGUUGGAAAAUAUUCAAAUUCAAGAGAGUUUUAUGUUGCAUUUAUUCACAAGAAAGAAAAUCUUAAUAAUAUUACAGAUGAAGUAAAAAAAUUAUGUGAGAGCCAGCUCAAAGAAAUUUUUUUCACCGAAUAA
Molecule: messenger RNA, 1512 nt
Organism: Pediculus humanus corporis (human body louse)
Lineage: Eukaryota; Metazoa; Arthropoda; Insecta; Psocodea; Pediculidae
Exons: 8
Coding region: 1-1512 (503 amino acids)
Biological process (GO): vesicle-mediated transport
Cellular component (GO): intracellular membrane-bounded organelle; Mon1-Ccz1 complex
Source: RefSeq, a predicted model, not a curated record